Molecule: messenger RNA, 3827 nt
Organism: Octopus bimaculoides (California two-spot octopus)
Lineage: Eukaryota; Metazoa; Mollusca; Cephalopoda; Octopoda; Octopodidae
Product: alpha-1,6-mannosyl-glycoprotein 2-beta-N-acetylglucosaminyltransferase
Biological process (GO): oligosaccharide biosynthetic process; protein N-linked glycosylation
Cellular component (GO): Golgi membrane; Golgi stack
Molecular function (GO): alpha-1,6-mannosylglycoprotein 2-beta-N-acetylglucosaminyltransferase activity
Source: RefSeq, a predicted model, not a curated record
UUGUGCUCGCGCUAUUUCAUUCAGUCUCUCCAGUGGGGGAGGGGUGAGACUCUCUUUCUCUCUACACCUCUCUCUCUCUGUCCUUCUCUAAUAAGCUCUGAAGACUCUAAACAAUAUAUUUAUAAAUAUAUUUCAUCUCACUGUUCCCUCCACCUUCCAACUAUUGGUCCUUUUCUGUCGGUGGUCAGUGCAGGUCAAAGAAACGAGUGUAACCAUCGAACAGACCGCUGUCACCCGCACCCACCAGAAGUUCAUACACACAUGCUUAUAUAUACUCACUCACUCACUCACAUAUUCACACGUAAUGCUGCCGCCGUAAACAUGUAAAGUACCCCGUGUACCGAGAUCGAUGUCCACGCACCUCAACACAUCACCGCCUUUCAUUUAUAAUAGGAGCCGUUGUGGCCUUCAACUAAUUGCUGUCGAUAAAUAAUGUCACUCUUUGCUUUGCUGUCAUACCGAUGUUCGACCUACCCGGGAUUACCACUACAGUUUUAGUAUGGCCGUCUCAACGUCUACCAAUGGAGACCAUUGACUCUGUAAAUCUUCUCUCUACACUCGUGUUUCCUUGCAGUACUGUUGUCCAUUGUUCGCAGACAACAGUACAUCUUUCUCUCAGCUCUCUGCCAUCUCUUUGCUGGCAUAUUGACAAACAUAACUUAUGAAAAAAUAAAGAAAAAAAAAAUUAAUAAAAAAAAACAACAACACAAAAAAAACUGACAUGGUUGUGAAGAGGAAACAUUUUCUGCCAUGGUUAUAAAGAUGAGAGCUGCCCCGGGGCGAUCUUCUAUUUCAAUGAGAUUUCGUCCCCGGCGGAUGCUGCGUGUUCUACUGUUUGUCAUCAUCAUUCUCUUUGUGAUUGUUAACAUGCAUGUACUUAAUAACGUACAGCCUGGGAGCCCUGGAAUGCUCGAUGGUAGCAUGAUUGGACCAGGGAUGAAUUUACAGAAUGGACAUGUCCAAGCUUGGAGCCAUUUACAUUUCAGCAAUGGAUCCGUAUAUUGGUCAAGUCGAACCGGGUUGCUAAUCCCACCAAUGUCAUUAAACGCUACACUGCUAACCAAUAUGACUUUUGACGUGAGUAAUUUGACUCUAGCCAAGGCAGUCAUUCAGAACAUAAAUCGUGAGCAAUAUAUUCACAAUUUGGACAAAUUUGGACUUCAUUUACAUGCUGAUAGUGUUGUAAUAGUUAUACAAGCUCACGACAGAGCUGAGUACCUGAAAAUGCUUUUGGAUUCUUUACGCAAUGUUCGGAAUAUUCACCAAGCCUUACUCAUCAUUAGCCAUGAUAUUUACUCUAAGGAACUUAACAACCUUGUCCUCACAAUAGACUUUUGCCCUGUUAUCCAGAUUUUCUUUCCUCAUUCAUUACAAUUAAACCCAUCGCAAUUCCCUGGUGAACACCCUAAUGACUGCCCAAGGAAUGUCAAAAAAGCUGAAGCAAUAAAAUUAGAUUGUAAUAAUGCAGCCAGUCCUGACCGAUAUGGACAUUAUAGAGAAGCAAAAUAUUGCCAAACUAAGCACCAUUGGCUUUGGAAAUUAUCUUUUGUAUUUGAGGAAAUCCGAGUGAUGAAGAACUACGAAGGAAUAGUAUUACUUCUAGAAGAGGAUUAUUAUGUAUCAGAAGACACAAUCACCGUGUUACAGAUGUUACAAAACCUCAGGAAAAAAGACUGCAAAGAUUGUAGGAUACUUACAUUAGGAAAUUACGAUAAAACCCAAAACUAUGCACUGAAUGCCGGCAAGGUGGAAAUUGCUCGUUGGGUUUCAUCUAAGCACAACAUGGGCAUGGCAUUUAUUCGCCAGAUGUGGUUAGAUAUUAAAAAAUGUGGACUCGAAUUCUGCAACUUCGAUGAUUACAAUUGGGAUUGGACUUUGCAGCAUUUAAGUAUGAAGUGUAUCCCAGGUACUGUGAAGGUAAUGAAAAUGAAGGCCACUCGUGUAUUUCAUAUGGGAACAUGUGGUGUCCAUCACAAAGGAAAGGUUUGUAGCCCAGAAGCAAAAAAGAAAGCAGUUGAGAAACUUUUGCUUGAUAAUAAACAAAACUUCUUCCCAAACGUUAUCACAAUGGCCGGCGUUUCCGGUUUACGUCUACGUGAUCCGAAACCAAACGGAGGCUGGGGAGACUACAGGGACAGACAACUGUGUUACAGUUUCAUCCAUAGAAACACUUCAGAAUUGAGUUUUAUUAAGAACCCUAAUAUCACAAGGUCUUAACGCUUCUCGGUUUUUGACAUAGAUUAAACAAAUUUCUUUUUUUUUUUUCUUUUGUUUCAAAAUCUUGAUAACAUUGAUCAAGCAAUUCAAUAAAUAACAUUUACUGUCUUGUCAUAAAUUGAAGAAGAAGAAGAUGGAUGGAACCAAAUCAUUUUGAUUCUACAAAAACGAAGGAAAAAUGAAAGAAACGACAAGACGUACAGCGUGAAAUGUGAUCUCAUCUAACUGGCUCCAUUUAACAGUUAUGGUUGGUGCUAUACAGUCGACACAACCAUUUCCCUACAAUUACAGAUACAGUAGAGACAAACAGACAGAGAGAAGGUGGUGUAGUCGUCUGAGAUGUCUCUCCCUUACUAAAAAAACUGAAUUAACAGGUUUAGUUUCCACUGCUGAACUAAAACGACCUGCUGGAAACUGGAGUGUUAAGAUCCUGUGAUGUAAUGUUAAAAAGAGAAAAGGAAACAAAAAACACAACAAAAAAACAACUGUUGCCUGGCUGUUUUAUCUUUUUUUUUUCCUACUUCCAAUGUUCUAUUGUUUGCCAAUAGAUCUAACUGCUCAUCAUCUCAACUGGUGAAGUCUCAUUCUUCUCUACUACUGCUCCGUUCUACCAAACAUCCGCACAUCAUUGUUAAUCUGCCUUCUUACUCUGUGAUUAUUAUUAUUAUUAUUAUUAUUAAUUAUGGUGGUGGCGAACUGGCAGAAUCGUUAGCACGCCAGGCAAAAUGCUUAGCAGUAUUUUGUCUGUUGCUUCGUUCUGAGUUCAAAUUCCACCGAGAUCAAUAAAUUAAGUACCAGUGAAACACUGGGGGGUCAAUUUAAUCAAGUAGUCCCCUCCUCCAAAAUUUCAGGCCUUAUGCCUAUAGUAGAAAGGAUUAUUAUUACUAUUAUUAUUAUUAUUAUUAUUAUUAUUAAGGUGAUGAGCUGGCAGAGCCAUUAGCAUGCCAGGUGAAAUGCUUGGUGGUAUUUCAUCUGUCUCUACAUUCUGGGUUCAGAUUCUGCCAUGGUCGACUUUGCCUUUCAGGGUCGAUUAAAUAAGUAUCAGUUAUGCACUGCAGUCAAUGUACCCCCUCCCCCAUUAUUAAUUAUUAAGAUGGCAACCUGGCAGAAUCGUUAACGUGCCGCGUAAAAUGCUUAAUGGUAUUUCGUCCAGAGCUCAAAUUCUGCCAAACUUGAGUUUGCCUUUCAUCUCUUUCAGGGUCGGUAAAAUAAGUAUCAGUCAAGCCCUGGGGGUCAAUGUAAUUGACAAGCCCUCUCCCCUCAAAAACCUCAGGCCCUGUGCCUUCAGCAGAAAUGAUUAUUAUUAUUAUUAUUAUUAUUAUUAUUAUUAUUAUUAUGCUUAACGGUAUUUCGUCUGUCUGCACAUUCUGAGUUCAAAUUCCACCGAGGUCGAUUUUGCCUUUCAUCCUUUCAGGGUCGAUGAAAUAAGUACCAGUUAUGCAUUUGGAGCCAAUGUAAUCGACUUAUUCCUUCCCCACAAAAUUUCAGGCCUUGUACCUUCAGUAGAAAGGUUUAUUAUUAUUAUUAUUAUUAUUAAUCAAUAAUAACCACAGUGGUUUGGCAGAAAUCAGAUGGCGGAAACUGGAAUAAAUGCCUUGCAGUAUUUUCUU